AUGGCGGCGGCGCCGGCGGCGGGUGGAAGCGGGGCGCUCGGGGAGGAGGAGGGGUCUGGCGGGGAGGCCGCGGCCCCACAGCCCCAGGGCCCGACAGGCGCACCCGGGGCUCGUCUCUCGAGACUGCCUUUGGCGCGAGUGAAAGCCUUAGUGAAGGCGGACCCCGACGUGACGCUAGCGGGACAGGAAGCCAUCUUCAUUCUGGCACGAGCCACGGAGCUGUUUGUGGAGACCAUCGCCAAAGACGCCUACUGCUGUGCUCAACAGGGAAAAAGGAAAACCCUCCAGAGGAGAGAUUUGGAUAACGCCAUAGAAGCUAUAGAUGAAUUUGCAUUUCUGGAAGGGAGCAACAUGAUGCCCUCAGUGAAGCCGAGAAGAUGCCAGCCAGCACCAUGUUCUUACAGAAUGAAGGCUGCUGUUACGAGAGCUCCCAGCUGAAAGAGGCUGAUCUGAGCAUGAUCAAGGAUGACUCCUGGAACCAAGACAAGGGCCCCACGCAAAUGGGUACCGGGUGGACUUCAUUUCAAGACCUUCAUAGUCUCCGGCACUGAUGAAGGGGCAGCACCGGAAGGCAUGCUUGAAGCCCAGGCGGAACCUGGAGAGAGAGCAGACACAGAGGCUGUUGAGCAACAGUGUAACAGAUAACCACCCUACUUCGCCUCCAGAGGACAGGAGAUGACUGGGGUAGUACCUGCAGCCAUCCCACUGCAGCGGCCAGCCUGGCCAGAUGAUCCUGACAUACGCAUGUGUUGUAUGAUCAAUGUCUGGAGAAGCCAAGGGAGGCCACCCCAAGGAGCAAAGGUGACUGGGAGUUCAGGAGGCAAGGACUGAGGGUGAGUGAGCAGGCUCCUUAGUGCAGGAGCUGAGGGAAAGGGAGGAAGAGGGAA
This is a messenger RNA of Ochotona curzoniae (black-lipped pika), 887 nucleotides long. It is a transcript of the gene POLE4, whose product is annotated as DNA polymerase epsilon 4, accessory subunit. The record is from RefSeq and is a predicted model, not a curated record. Gene Ontology annotation, molecular function: protein heterodimerization activity. Gene Ontology annotation, cellular component: nucleus; epsilon DNA polymerase complex. Lineage: Eukaryota; Metazoa; Chordata; Mammalia; Lagomorpha; Ochotonidae. Bases 1 to 438 code for a protein of 145 amino acids. The transcript is spliced from 8 exons.